Phytophthora sojae is the source of this 378-nucleotide messenger RNA. RefSeq lists its product as hypothetical. The record is from RefSeq and is a predicted model, not a curated record. Lineage: Eukaryota; Oomycota; Peronosporomycetes; Peronosporales; Peronosporaceae. The coding region runs from base 1 to 378 and encodes 125 amino acids. The transcript is spliced from 2 exons.
AUGACAGAGUGGUUUGGUUCUGAGCCCGCUCGUGGGUCAUUUAAGAUGCUACAGAGCAAAACUCCCAAAGGCACCGCGAUGUAUGCUCUCUGCUGGGCUGACCGCAAAGCGAAGUGCCUCAUCUCAAACCGCGGAACGGCGCUUCCUGGCAACGAUAGCUAUGACCGACGUAUCCAGCGCCCGCAAAUGGUGGAGCUCUUUUUCUCGAAGUUCUCGGGGAUAUAUGUUCAUGAUCAUCUUCGACAGGGUAGCCUCGAGAUCGAACGAACUUGGCACGCAAUGCAGUGGCAACAUCGUUUGCUCGCUACGGUGUUUGGCAUUGGUGUACGAGAACUGGGGAGAUCUGAUCUUCGCUAUUUGUCACACAGCGAGUGGUGA